UGUUUUGUCACCGCGUUAGCGAAAAGAAAAUUCCGCGGGUCACUUGACUGUUUGGGAAUAAUGUCGGGCAAUGUUGGGAUGGAACAGCUUAUCCCGUUGGUUAACCGGCUGCAAGAUGCGUUUUCCUCAUUAGGAGUCCCACUUAAUUUGGAUCUGCCUCAGAUCGCUGUAGUCGGAAGCCAAAGCGCAGGAAAAAGCAGUGUUUUGGAAAAUUUCGUCGGUCGAGACUUUCUCCCUCGUGGAAGUGGAAUUGUCACACGCCGACCUUUGGUCUUGCAACUAAUCAAUUCGCGCAACGAAUAUGCUGAAUUCCUACACUGUAAAAACAAGCAGUUUACAGACUUUGAUGAGGUUCGCAAGGAAAUAGAAGCGGAGACAGACAGGCUAACUGGAAGUAACAAAGGAAUUUCCAACACUCCUAUUAAUCUUCGUGUUUACUCUCCCAAUGUUCUCAACUUAACUCUGAUUGACUUGCCUGGAAUGACUAAAGUUCCUGUCGGUGAUCAACCUCUAGAUAUUGAAGUCCAAAUUAGAUCAAUGAUUUUGGAAUUUAUUACGCAGGAAAAUUGUUUAAUUUUGGCUGUUUCCCCCGCGAAUUCCGAUUUAGCUAAUUCAGAUGCAUUAAAGUUGUCCAAAGAAGUAGACCCUCAAGGUUUGCGAACAAUAGGAGUAGUAACAAAGUUAGAUUUAAUGGAUCAGGGUACGGAUGCUCGAGAAAUCUUGGAAAACCGUCUUCUGCCACUUAGAAGAGGCUAUAUCGGUGUGGUUAAUCGUAGUCAGCGGGAUAUCGAAGGUCGUAAAGAUAUUAAAGCUGCUUUAGCAGCUGAAAGAAAAUUCUUUCUAAGUCAUCCAUCUUAUCGUCAUAUGGCUGAUCGAAUGGGAACACCAUUUUUGCAAUCUACAUUAAAUCAACAAUUAACUAAUCAUAUUCGAGAUACUUUACCUGGUCUAAGAAAUAAACUCCAAUCACAAAUGCUAGCUAUGGAAAAAGAAGUUGAAGAAUAUAAACAUUACAAACCUAGUGAUCCAUCUUUUAAAACUAAAGCUUUGCUCCUAACAGUACAAAGUUUUGAAAAAGAUUUUCAUCAUGCAAUUGAUGGAGGAGGUUCUGAAAUAGAUACAAAAACGUUAUCUGGUGGCGCAUUAAUUAAUCGUAUAUUCCAUGAGCGUCUACCAUAUGAAAUGAACAAGAUCGAAACUGAUGAAGAAGAAUUACGGAAAGAAAUAAGUUACGCCAUUCGUAAUAUACAUGGUAUUAGAACUGGAUUAUUCACGCCUGAUUUAGCUUUCGAAACUAUAACUCGUAAACAAAUUGAUAAAAUGAAAAUACCGUCAUUGAAAUGUGCUGAUUUAGUUGUGGCUCAAUUGACUGAAAUUGUACAUGCAUGUACUGCACGUAUGGAGAAUUUUCCACGUUUAAGGGAAGAAACAGAGCGUAUUGUAAAUCAAUGGAUUCGUGAAAGAGAAAUUCGUGCCAGAGAUCAAAUUGUACUGUUAGUUGACAUACAGUUAUCCUAUAUGAAUACCAAUCAUGAAGAUUUUAUUGGUUUUGAAAGGAAUUCUCUCAUACAUACGCCGCUAUGUAUAUUACGUGCAGAACAACAGUCGUCAGAAGUAGCAAAAAAUAAACCUGGAAAUAAGGUAAUUCGUAAAGGUUGGUUAUCUUUGCAAAAUGUUACUUUGCUUCGUGGAGGUAACAAAGAUUUUUGGUUUGUAUUGAAUACUGAAUCAUUGACCUGGUACAAAGAUGAUGAGGAGAAAGAAAAGCGUUAUGUCCUAUUAUUGGAUGGUUUAAAAAUACGCGAUAUUGAAACGGGAUUUUUCGGUAAAAAGCAUGCUUUUGCAUUAUUUUAUCCGGAUAAUCAUAAUGUCUACAAAGACUAUAAACAAUUGGAAUUGUGUGCUGAAUCAGCUGAAUUAGUUGAUUCAUGGAAGGCAUCAUUUUUGCGUGCCGGUGUUUAUCCAGCUAAAACUAAAUCGGAAAAAACGGAGCAAUCUGACACUUCAUCACUUGAAUCCAGUGAGCCUCAGCUGGAACGUCAAGUAGAAAUUAUACGAAAUCUAGUCGAUUCAUACAUGAAAAUUGUGAUUAAAACACAGUUAGAUUUGGUACCAAAAUUGUUAAUGCAUAUGCUUGUUAAUGAGAUUAAAUCCUUCUUAAAAGGUGAACUAUUACCAAAUUUAUACCAAGCUGGUGACUUGAAUUCCUUAAUGUCUGAAUCAUUGGGGGUUCAACAAAAACGCGAUGAAAUGGUCCGCGUUUAUGAUGCUAUGAAAGAAGCGUUGAAUAUUAUAAGUGAAGUGUCUAUGUCCACUGUAUCAACACCAAUUCCACCGCCAGUCAAUGAUGACUGGCUACAGAGUGAUAUUCCAGGCGGUUUAACUGCUCCGGGAUCUACAGGUACACUUCCUCCUCCUAGUCCAACAGCUAAUCGUCGUCCACCAGCACCACCUCCUCCUGGUGGAUGGAAUUCUACAAGUAAUACGGGUUCAAUCAAAGGCUCUGGUCCCAGACAAGUACCAUCAGUUCCUGCUAAAACAAGUUCUGGACAACUACCUUCUCCAUUGAUUCCCCAGUAAGCUUUUGUUGUUGUCGUUGUUUUCAAAUUAUUGUUGUUUCGAAGUAGUGAACCCUUAAAAGAAGAUAAAUUAUGCACUUUUUUAGAGAUAGCUAUUAGCGUACGAAGAAAUAUAGUUCCAUUGAUGAAGAAAAAACAACUUUCUUUUCGUAAAAUAACAUAGAACUUCUUAAUGAUAGAUUGUUAUCACGCCUACAAACAUAUUUGUAUGAGUAGAAAAAUGACAGUUGGUGUGGAAGUGUUCAGAAAUCGGAAAAAAAGAGUGAUUUUUCUAUUAUAUUACCAAAGGAUAAUUUAUCUUCAACUUAUACAACCAUGCUGUUACGGAUCCACCUUGCAAGUUUUUAAUUCCUUCACAUAAUUUAGACCGCAAGUCGGUAAAUUGUUGAACUAUAGUCAAUGUCUAGAUUUGGUCGAUACUGACUUUUUUCUUCCUCAACUAAACGCGAUAUACAGUUCUGAGUGAUACAUCAUCUUCUAAAGCUGAAAUUUUUACUAUUAAUAAGCUUUUAUCAGAAAAGUGUCCAUAUACUUUGAUUUAAGAAUUAUUGAAUUGUCUUUACUCAACAUUGUGAGCAAAUUGAUUAUCUAAAGAACGAUUAGCAUCAAAACCUAACCAGCCAACAUUUUUAUGGCAAUAUUGGUCAAUAGACUAGAAUUGAUUGUGCAAGUUUCAUUUUAUUCAUGCACAUUUUAUAUUAUGUAGUUAAAAUAAUAAUAUACUUAUUUGGUCAAAUAUGUGUCUGUGUGAAAUGCUAUUUUAUAGGAGCUCUGUAUGUAUACUACUAAAGUAUACAAAUUUUAUGUCGGUAGUGUUGAACUCUACACUCAUGACUUUAAUUGUGAAUGUUGAAACUAACCUUUAUGAUAUAGGCACAUUUAUAGGGAUAGAUAUAAUUGGACAAAUUAUUUAUAUGGGAGAUAUUUCUAUAGCGUUUACAAGUUUUACAGACUACUUACAAUAGCGGUAGUAUGUAAUUCUAACAACUUAAAUUAAAACUUUCAAAGCCAUAAAGUCAAACUAUACCUCAAAAUUUGUGGGAGUUAAACAGUAGAUAACGCAAUGUAUAUUUAUGAUUCACUGUACUAUAUUAUAAGCUUCCAAACAACUGUUUGAUUAUAUUAUUAUUUGUUUUCAUUCAUUAUAAUUAUCUACUAACAGUUGUCUGUAAAUUCAGUCAAUAAAUAUGUGUGAUACUACUUGUGUUUUCUGUUGGGUACUGGUUUAUUUUGUACUUGGAGGGGGAGUUACUUCAUAAUAUUACAUUAUUCCUGUUGUAAACAUGAUAAACUGCACUGUUUUCUUAAAUUAUUUGUCUUUUUGUUGUUUCAUGUGUUGUGCAUUGUAUAUGUUGUCACUUAUUUCUGUUUUAUUCAUUUUGUACGUCUGUUUUUCAUCGAUGCACAUUUCCUACGAUUACUACUACCGUCACAAUUGUAAAUCUCAUGUUUUACAUGUAUACGUGCACAUUCUAUACAUGUGUAUGUAUAUAUAGACGGUUAUAUCCAGCUGACAUGUUCUCGAUCGUGAAAGAUUCCAAUUCUCCUGGAUUAAUUAAUUCUAUUACAAGUUUUCCACUAGUACCACCAUCCAUUCCUGCGUAAGUAAAUAAAACCAUAUAUCAGUCAAUGUUUACCAUCCAAUUUGGAAUGUUGAUUUUUUUCCUUGUUGUUGUCGUUGUUUCUUGCAUUAAAAACUGGUUUGCAUGAGGUUGAAGUGAGUUUCCGUUUGUUUCUUUUUUUAUUUGUAUACCGAACAGAAAGUGGUAAACAGUUAAUCACACCAUAGGAUGCGAUAAAAAAAUCUUAAGGCGAAUGUAUGCCUACUUAUUCAAUUGAUGAACAAGAGAUUAUGAAUUAAUUACUCUAUCAAGCUACUACUUUUACAUAAUCUCUUAAUAACAGUGUACAUAAAUACCAAACGACUUAAAUUUAAUUUCAAUGAAAUCUUGAGUCGAUCGCAUUUAAACAACCAUUGAAAACUUGGAAGCACUGGAUGGCCGUUUGGUUUUAGUACGAAACUAAUUGUACGAAUUCCUUAUUAUUGUUAAAUGAGUUACUAUGUUACAUCUCAGCCUUAUAUCGAUGAUAUUAAUGUAGAUUAAUGUACUUAAAGUGUGAAAGUGAUUUAUCAUCAGGUGAUAAGGUAAACUGUUCAAUAGAUAACAAACGCUUGAUUCGAAGAUAACCAUCCUUUCUCAGUGUUCAGUAAAACGUACAAUAUUCAAUAAUUUCGACCAUUUCCUCAUUCAUUUAGUCCGUCAGUGUGACAUGUAAAACUGUAAUUUACACUGAGAGUCUUCUGUUAAUACGCUACUGUAGCUCAUUCCAACUUGCAGGAUGAAAAAAAGCAAUAAAGUGAAAGUUACAACGAAAUUUAAAGCUAAAAUAAUUCUUUUAUCUGUAGUAUUAACUUAUUAUAUAUAAACAGAAAUAAUGCUAGGAUAUUGAAAACAUAUUACACAUUAAUCGACAGAUACACUAUAAAUUCACAGAUGUAUAUCUUAUGCUUACGGUUGUUAUCACUGAUGUUGAAUCUUCGACACCCUUAAAUGUUAGGUUUGUUUGGAUUAUUCACUGUUUUUAUUGUAAUGAUUUGAAAUUGUCAAAUGUGCUUGAACAUAUAAUAUUGACAUUGUGAGUUUGAAAACUCAUAAUGCAUAUUAUAAAGUUUGUGAUAACCAACCGAUGCACGUUUCUACUCGGUCUUAUGUUAUUUGUAAUUAAAACUCAAACGACUUUUAGGGAUAAUAUUUUUUAUGAGAUUUAUUCCACAUACUUUUUUUCUAAAUUCCCCAGUUAUAUUUACAUAAUAACACUUUAGUAAUAGCUACGAACACUUUUUGAUCGAUCUACUACUUCAAUAAUCGUGAUCAAUCAUUUCACUUAAAAUGUCUUUCACAGUAGAUCUUUGCAUAUCUCACAGAUUAAAACUUUCAAUGAUUCUGAGUUGUUUAUUCACACACUGUUGUGACCUUUUGUAAUUUAUAUUCGGUUCACAACGAAUAGUCAUGAAUUAUUUUUAAACAUUGUAUAAUCGUUGAGGAAAUGUGAAAUUUCUUCAUUCUUCCUAUCUUACAUGUUAAUAAUAGUAAUAAGACAUCUACUAUGAUGAAAAUUUAUUUAAUCUUGUGGUACACACUAAGGGCUCUUUAGGUAAAGCUAUACCUAUACUGAUGAUUUUGAACUGAUUUUAAGCCUAUCAGAAUCCAAGUGAUGUAUGUGGAUAAUAUACUACGUAAAAUUCCAUAAAGGUUUAAGAAGCAAGUUAGAAAUCAAAUGCGAGAAUGCUGUGCUGUCAUAAGAAUGAAAAUACAGUUAGUUCUUUGGUUUUCUUUAAAGUCUAGUACCUUUCUUAUUAUUUUAAAUAUUUAUAAAUUGUGUUCUUUCUAUGUUUAUAAAUUUUAAGCAUCUUACUAACUAAAUAUUGACAGGGCUUACUCAAAUCUUAAUAAAGUACAAAUUAACCUCAGUCUUCAAUCUGAUUGGUUUGUCGGUUUAGUUUUCCGCUUCUUGAAUCAGUAAAUGUAUAUAAUUUACUUGUCAGAAAAAUAAUAAUAGUCUUUUCUAAAGGUCUGUUGUGAAAUGUUUCACACUAGACAGGAAACGUUCAAUUAAGGUCUAGAUUAAACAAAGUUCAGUAUUUAGUUUCCGAUGUUAUUUUUCACUUUUCACUGUUUUAAUAUAUUUUUUUCUCCACUAAUUUUCAAUCACACUUUGUCCGAUUUCAUUUUAGGCGUCGUUGAUAUACCUAUUAGGUGUCGUUGAUAAGUCACAUCACUCAAACACUGUUAUCAGAAUCCAUUAAUGCAAUUAUUUAUUCUUAAAAUCAAUAUUACAUUUUCUUCUAAUAAUAAUAUUAUAUUGUGAAAAACAAUUUCAGUUGGUGACGAUUUAUGUCAAACAAUUAUACAUUUCAAUGUGUUACAUCAGUUAACUUACAUGCGAACCUCCAUGCACAUGGAUACACUCAUAUAUAUAUAAAAUUUAUGAAGCUUGGUUAAUAACCAAGCUGCUUUGAUGCAUAAUAACAAAUAUUGUUGUAUACUUCAUAAAUUAUUCUUAUUGUUGUAAUCAAUCUCAUUCAACAUUAUCAUCAUCAUAUUCCUUACCGUCUUCAACUUUAUCCUUCAAACCAUAUAUUUACACAGUAGUAUACGGUUACACUAUUGAUCUUUUAUUUAAAAUUCUGUUUGUAAUUAUAUUACAGUUGUUAUUCCUUUAUCACUAUUAUCAUUACCUAAAACCCAUACUACAUUUAUUACCAGUUUAUGGUAAUGUUAACGAUAAGUAUAAUAUUACUUAUGAUUGGUUUGGAAAAUAUUAUUAUUCAUUCCUUGUUCUUUGUGUUUUUAUUCAUUCGUUAAUUAAUUGAAAUAUGUUGUGAUGGAGGAUUACUAUUUAUUUUGUAGAUAUUUCCUUCAUUUUGUCUUAAGUUAAUUAUUUAAUGGUUUUUUUAUAUUGACUGGGAUAUUGUUGUUAAUCAUAAGGUGGUAUAACUUAUAUUUUAGCAAAGAUUAUUAGAAAUCAAAUUGUCUUUUAAAUAAUGGAUAUACAUAUAUUAAAACUUAUUAUUUGCUUUCAGAGAACUAUGUAUAUAGUUUGUCCACAAAAAUAUGCAAAUUAAGAUAUUUACGUUAUUAAUUAUGAAUUUAGGCAAUUUUGUUUCUGCAAGUAGGAAACUUCAUUUGUAAAUUAGUCUCAUGCUACUAUUUUUUGAUGGUAUCGAAUACAAUGGAUCCUUUUCCAGGAAAGCAAACUAGGAAUGUUGCCUUAUACUGUUGUUGCUAUCUUGACAUGGUGGUCGGGCUCGCCUAUCGUGAUGAAGCAACCGAGCUAUACUGGCUGGAACAACCAUUCCUCACGGUCCUACCAUGUCAGACAGGUCGGUUGAAGAGCGGUAGGACUACAAGCAACAAACCCAAAGUCCGAAGGCGAAGUCGUACUGCUGGCUGUAGAGGGGUGUGACAGAAGUAAGGUGUUUCCUUCAGACAACCAGCAUGACAGCGAUGCUGCCUUCCAUCAAGGAGGGAUGGGGUUAGAAAAGGUCGACCCUAAAAAUGCACACCUCGCCUUAUCCCACGGAUAUCCGUCUCAGGCGGUAAGGUCUCAACAAAUACGGAGCUAACACAAAAAUUACUCAUAGAAAGGUCGUGUGUGACCGACCUCAAGCAGUUGUCGAACGGGCACUGCGGUCACGCUCUCAAGUCACUAAAACCACCUCUAAUCCAGUUUCCUUUUUAGGUACCUCCAGAAGAACCCUUCCACGGUGUGGGCAACCAGGAAGUGAUAACCGCCCUCAUCUUUGACAGCACUCAAGACCACUGUAUUCAUAAUCAAUCUCCCCCUUCCAACCUUGUAUCUAAGGUUUAUCAUCACCAAACAUCAAAUUGGAAUUUCGUUUUAUUCAUCGAAUUCCAAAAGUUAUGCGUAAGUAGCACUAAGAUGUUAUAGAGACGAUAAAACGUGAAAUUAGUAAGGAUCUGUGGAUGUGACUGAGGUUAUUUUGAACAGUUCCAAUAUAAAUCGUGCAAGUGUAUUAUCACAAAUGGGAAGUAGUUCGAAAUGAAUAAGAUUAAUGUACCUUUAAUUUUGUAACACUGUCCCUAUAACGUGAGUUCUCGUAUUAACUGGAAGGUUUCAACGUAAAGUAUAACUGCAAUUCUAGUGAAGUAACAGAUAAAUCACUAUAGGAUUGACCAAAUUAGUGAAUUUUGUGUUAUGGCGGAGUAUAUACUGAGUGUUUGAAAUAUAAUAAUCGAGGCUUGAUUGCAUUGCCUUCCCAUUGAACUCAAGACUAAAGGGAAGAAGGUGCUCAUAUUGACGGAUUAAUGUAAGUCAAAAUUAUCUCGUCAGCGCUUAGGGUUAAUCGUACUAGCCUUAUGGGUCUCAUUGUCAGAGUUUAGUAAUUAGUCAAUAGGCUACAACAAACCAGCUUUCCAUCUCUGGUCAGUUUUUAUUUCUUUACAAAAGGAAUUUUUCUAAAUUAAAUGGAAACGCUAAAUUUAAAAGUGGAACAUUCAACUACACAUUGGAUGUAAUGAAAAAAUCGCAUGUUACCUUGGAGAAAAUCCGUCUUUAUUUGUUAAUAACUGUUCAGAUUGAGUGAGCAAACCACCAAAACUGUUAAUGGUUAUGUUUAAUCGACGUUUAUAACAUAUCCAUAAGUUAUAUUAUCUGUAUUUUGUAAGUUAAACAUAGUAACAAUCCACUCAUAAGUUCUUUAACAUACAGCCUUCCCGUUGAUGAUUAAUUGUCGUACGUUUUUGAGAAGAAACGAUGUUAAGACUAAUGUGCUUGUGGGUAUCAAACAAACCAAAAUAAAACACGAUUCGGUUUCAAAGUUAUUGAAAACAAGAAAAUAAUAAACAGUCGUUUCAUUCCUGUUUAGUUAUAUUUUAUAGGAUUUAUUGUUUGAAAUUGAUGAUUUGUAAAACACUAUCUUAUAUUACAAUUCUUA
This is a messenger RNA of Schistosoma haematobium, 9039 nucleotides long. Its product is annotated as Dynamin- GTPase protein. The record is from RefSeq and is a predicted model, not a curated record. Gene Ontology annotation, biological process: receptor-mediated endocytosis. Gene Ontology annotation, cellular component: cytoplasm; microtubule; synapse. Lineage: Eukaryota; Metazoa; Platyhelminthes; Trematoda; Strigeidida; Schistosomatidae. Bases 61 to 2580 code for a protein of 839 amino acids. Gene Ontology annotation, molecular function: GTP binding; microtubule binding; GTPase activity. The transcript has 17 exons.